GUCUCUUGUAACCAUAAGUACAAUUGAAUUUUUUUUCGUCUCUCUUGUUUGUUUAAAUUAAUUCUAAUUAUUAAAGCUAAAUUGUUAAUAUUUCACCAUCAAAUUCUGUUGAUUACCAUGAAUUCAUCAAUUGGUCAUGAGCAAUUGUGAAUCUUUAUCGAUUAGUAAACCGAGAAUCAGUUUACCUUCAUCACCAUUGACCAAACAUCUGAUUUUAACAUUAGUCAUUUUCCAAUAUUGUUUUCAUCUGAUUUUACUCAAUAAUCAUAAUUGUUAAUUACCUGUAAUUGAAGGAGAGAAACUAAUAUUUGGCUCAUCUCAAUUGAUCAUCUGUUGACAUUUUCUCUCAUUCAUUUGAUUUUCCUGUUCCUAUUUUUAUCAUCGUAUCAAAAUGACUCUUAUCCGGUAUAUAAAAAAUUCACGUAACAAUGAGACCCUGAUUGCUGGUGAAUAUAUUUUCCGUAAAAAUAAAAGUAGAGAUGAAAAGGUUUACUGGAAAUGCCGUAAAAAUAGUUGCCCGGCCAAGAUCACAACUUAUGCCGGAAAAGUGAUGGGCCAUUACCUUAGACAUAAUCACAAUGAUAACAAUCAAGAUGAAAUCGCUCGACUUGAAGGAUUACAACCAACUACCAAUUUCCAGGUAACUCAGGUUGAUGACGAAGUUAGUCAACAAAUAAUCACCACUGGAGAGCCUUUUGGUGAAUAUUCAUUUGCUGUUGAAAAUUAUGUGGUCACUUCAAGUGGAGAACCAGCUCGUCGAAUUGAGUAUAUUCAAACUGACCCUGAUCGACCUUCGAGCACCGUUGUUGUUACCACUUCGGCUACUGUGGAUUCCCCUGUAACCGUUUCGGUGACUGGUGUUGAUGCAACGGGUGCGCUUGUGUCCAAUAUUACCGGAGGUAUUACUGCGACAACAUCAUCACUUUCAUCACCUUCCAAUUCAUCUUCCCUGUCAACCAUAUUCAAAGAGUUUAAUGAAUCACAGAAGAAAAUUGAACAAUUAGUAACCAAUCUGGUUACAACUAAUGAGGUUGAUGGUUUACAAACAGAGAAUAUUAAAUUAAAAUUAGAAUUGGAUGAAGCGAUUCGCAAAUUUAGAGGUGAAUUGGAAAGUAAAGAGAUACAAUUACAGGAGGAGAAAAAUCGAGCUGAUCAAAUUAAAGAAGAGCUGGAAAAUCAAUUAACCUUGGAAAGGUUGGAAAAAGAGAAACUCGAAGAAGAGAAUGAAAAAUUGCGACAAUUAGUUAAACAGUACGAGAUUAAAUUCAAAGAGGAAGAAGAGGUUGAAGUUCAAUCUUGCACAAUUUCUCAAGUUUCCGAUGCGAUGUCAUGUAAUUGAUUAAUUGUUACAUCAAUUAACCAAACACUACAACUCCUCAAAUCACCCACCACUCAGAUACACUCACUCAUUCACUGACUUAAUCACUUAAACACCAACAAUCACCUUUAACCAAUUGAUCCAAUUACAUUUCUAUUUGUAUUUCCAUUCAUUUUUGGCUUGAUCACCAGUCAAUUAAUGUUAAUCAACCAAUCAAAGGUCAUUCCGAUCAUCAUGAAAAACUGGACAAAAAGACAUGAUUAACUUUCAACAACAAUUAAUAUAAACACAAAUAUUAAUUCAUUAGAUUGAAUGUAAAGAAAAAGUUAAUCAACAUGAUCAAGACAAAUCAUUUUGGAAAGACAAUCAAACUAAAUUGGAUUGUGAUCAUUAUCAUUAUCAUUAUCAUCGUCGUCGUGGUCAUCCAUUUAUCAUGAUUAUCUAAUAUCCCAGCAGAUUACAGGCAAGAAUCAAAUGAAAUUGCACUCAAUUAAUUGACAAUUUGUAUGAAUAUAUUUCUUAACUAAUUCCUUAAUUCAGUUGAUUCAUGUCAUGUUACUCUAAUUUCCUCAAUUGAUUAACCUUUUCCACUUCCCUCCAAUUUUAUCAAUCACUUUUUUUUUGUUACCUUAAAUGUCAUCAUUAUUUUGUGCAAUUAGUUGAUCCUUGUUUCUUUUUUUUAAUUACUAAUAUUUACGAUAUUAUUUUAAAAUUUAGAAUAUAUAUUGUCAAUUAAUGUAAAUCCAUUAAUUUCCCAGCAAGAGAGAAAAACAAUUACAACUGUUAAUUGUUACACUGGAAAUAUUGUAAUAGAGAUUCAAUUUUGGUCUCUAAAAUCAAACCAACAAUCAGAACCAAUGUCAAUUCAUUGAGAAAAAUCUGAUUAAUAUUAACAAUAAGAACAAAAUUUACCAAUAAUAAUUUGACUUACAAUUGAUUAAUUGAGGUAACAAAUUGA
Messenger RNA from Panonychus citri (citrus red mite), 2276 nucleotides. RefSeq lists its product as uncharacterized. Lineage: Eukaryota; Metazoa; Arthropoda; Arachnida; Trombidiformes; Tetranychidae. The transcript is spliced from 3 exons. Bases 392 to 1339 code for a protein of 315 amino acids. The record is from RefSeq and is a predicted model, not a curated record.